This is a messenger RNA of Meloidogyne enterolobii, 611 nucleotides long. The record is from the annotation of a GenBank genome assembly. Lineage: Eukaryota; Metazoa; Nematoda; Chromadorea; Rhabditida; Meloidogynidae.
UAGGAAACAGUCAUGAUUCAUCGCCUUUGAGCAAAGACGCGAAUUCGUCUGUUAAUUCCCUUGUCACAGUAGAUAAGAUAUCGAAUAAACCAAUAAAGGAAGAAAUCAAGCAAAAUAUAGAAAAUAAAGUUGGGAAAGAAGAAACCCAUACAAAAAUUUCGAGCUGGGAAGGGAUAGGUCCAAAAAUUUCCCGUGUGAUGUUUUAUCUAACAAUAAUGCUAAUAUUAGUCACUCCCAUUAAUGGUUCGAAAAAUCUUAUUCCAAUAUCACGUCAACCAAUUAUUUGUCAAACCCAGCUCCAUGGGGUAAUUUGGUCAUUGCCUUCACCUACUGGCUGCCCAGAUACUAAGAUAGAUUACUCGAAAACCCCCGAAGCAGAAUCGCUAACUGUAUAUAAACCGAACCCAUAUGAACAUGAAAUCUCGUCAUGGGCCUGCCGCAAAGUAAAUAAAUGUGUUAAGAAAUCCACCUCACUUUCCGGGGUACCAAUUACUGAACAAAUAGAACCGGAACAUUUAGAAAUAAAUUUACAUGAAUGCAAUCAAAUGAUAAAUCACAAGAAAUGCAAAAAUCAAUUUAUCUCCAAGGACCUGGCUUUUAGGCUCAUUUAA